AUGACAAAGUUCAUAGUGAUUUAUAUUCUCUUACUUGUUGGCUUAUGUGUCAAUGGUGACGAUUCCAACUUUAAUGGAGAUGAUCAUCUAGCCAGUUUGUUUCGUCGACGCGCUGCUCGUUCUGCCUGUCCCGAUCGAAAUCAUUGUCGUUCGAAAUGGGGCUACUGUGGAACGGGAUCAGAUUACUGUGGUGCUGGCUGCCAAGGUGGUCCUUGUCAAGACGGUUCGAGUGGUAAUAGUGGAUCUGUCUGUCCCGAUCGAAAUCAUUGUCGUUCGAAAUGGGGCUAUUGUGGAACAGGACCCGAUUAUUGUGGGACAGGAUGCCAGGGGGGCCCAUGCUCAGGAGGUGACAACAAUGGCAAUGGUAAUCAAGGUGGUUCAUCAGGUCAGAUAAAUGCACAGAACUUUGCGUGUGUAUUCAAAGACCUCAAUGCGGGAACCCGCAAUCAACGCUUUCAUGGUCUACAAGCAACGGGAUGGAAACCAGCUAAUGCUGAAGAAGCUGCUGUAUUUCUUGCACAUGUUUAUCAUGAGACAGAUGGCCUAAGAACAAUGAGAGAAUAUUGUGCACCAGGGUGUGGACAUGCUUAUCAAGGUGGGCCGUCAAGUUGGUGUAAAACAACAGGUCCGCCCGGAAAACUUUAUUAUGGUCGUGGUUGGUUUCAAUUAUCAUGGCCAUGCAACUAUGAUGCAGCUGGUAAAGCGCUUGGUGUUGAUCUUUUGAGUAAUCCAGACUUGGUGGAAACCAAUGAUAAAUUAGCCGUGAGUACAGCUCUCUGGUUUUACAGAACACAAGGAAUGUCUGAACCAGCUCGACGCGGUGAUUUUGCUGCUACAACGCGUAUUAUCAAUGGACAUCUGGAAUGUAAUGGUGGAUCUGGUUAUAGUCAUCAACUGAGUCGAGUAGAAACAUAUAAACGUGUUCGUCAAUGUUUUAAUCUCGGACCACCUAAAAUCAAUCCAAUUUGCUAG
Adineta ricciae is the source of this 972-nucleotide messenger RNA. NCBI's taxonomy places the organism in Eukaryota, Metazoa, Rotifera, Eurotatoria, Adinetida, Adinetidae. The record is from the annotation of a GenBank genome assembly.